AUGUGCUGCGGACGCCCGAGAAGCAAGUGGAUGAUGGGCUCUAAUGAAAUGUGAUGAGGGACCUCCUUCUUAUUCUGCUUCUGUCAGAGGGGAAGGCGCCGGCCCUCAUCAUUUCGAUGAGGCACACAGCCCUGGGGGGCACCGCAGCUGCUUCUAUAAAAGCCACCCAGCGCAUCACUUCGCACACACAUUUCUGGAAUCUCGGCUUCAGCGACGCAGCACUCUCUCGGUCUCUCUCUCAUCUCGGGGGCUCCAGAUUUACCCCCUUCUUCUGCUGGCCGCACCUCCCGUUUGAUCAUCUUACCCACUUCACCGGAGAUAGGACCCCCCACCCAUCCGGCACCAUUUCUUCAACAGGGAGACCAGCGCUGGCAGCUCAGCCUCUUCCCCGAUUCAGCAUCGGGAGGAAGACCCUGGUGGCAGCGGCCGUCGGAGUCAUGAUGGUUCUGGUCCUGGUCAUCCUCAUCCCGGUGCUGGUCAGUUCUGUAGGUACAGAUGGGGGCCACUAUGAGAUGCUGGGCACCUGCCGCAUGGUCUGCGACCCCUACCUGUCCAAGGGUACCACCACCAGUGCCAGCAUCCGGGCGGAAGCAGAAGCUCUCAGCGACCACAGCAUCUUACCUCCACCGUCGACCCUCGUUCAGGGACCACAGGGCAAACCGGGCAAGCCUGGCAAACCUGGACCUCCCGGGCCACCUGGAGAACCUGGGCCCCCUGGGCCGAUGGGUCCCCCGGGAGAAAGGGGGGAUCCUGGCAAAACUGGCAUCCUGGGGCUAGGAGGUAAUGGAGCUAUCAGCACUGCUACCUACACCACCAUACCACGGGUGGCAUUUUACGCAGGACUCAAGAAUCCUCACGAGGGCUACGAGAUCCUCAAAUUUGACGAUGUAGUCACCAACUUGGGCAACAACUACGACGGCACCACUGGCAAGUUCAUGUGCAACGUCCCUGGCACUUACUUCUUCACCUACCACGUCCUGAUGAGAGGCGGAGAUGGGACAAGCAUGUGGGCCGACCUCUGCAAGAAUGGCCAGGUGCGUGCCAGUGCCAUCGCCCAGGAUGCCGAUCAGAACUACGACUAUGCCAGUAACAGCGUCAUCCUUCAUCUGGAUGCUGGUGACGAGGUCUUCAUCAAACUGGACGGUGGGAAGGCGCAUGGUGGGAACAACAACAAGUACAGCACCUUCUCAGGGUUCAUCAUUUAUGCAGACUGAGGGGUGAGCGGGCAGCUGGGUGGGGGGCAGAGGGUCUCUCAUUUUUCAUCUGUCUCUCACCCUCCUCCCUUACCCACGGGUCGCCAGGAGAAGUGGACUGGCACAGACCCCAGCAAAGGACUUUGUGGCAGUUGAAGCGGUGCGUGAAGUUGCUGGCACAGGCGCUGCCCAGGCAGGGGCGCCCGCAGAUGGACAGCACUUCCUGCCCCCACCCCCUUGUUCCCAUGAGGGAUGCCCCCUGAUGCGCUUGGCUUUGACACGGGUUGGAAGGGGGGGUUUGUAUCCAUAAAACACAAAUAUAACGUCCCACGUCCACCAACGGCUGCUGUUGU
This is a messenger RNA of Polypterus senegalus (gray bichir), 1546 nucleotides long. Its product is annotated as C1q-related factor-like. NCBI's taxonomy places the organism in Eukaryota, Metazoa, Chordata, Cladistia, Polypteriformes, Polypteridae. The record is from RefSeq and is a predicted model, not a curated record. Gene Ontology annotation, molecular function: protein binding. The transcript is spliced from 2 exons. The coding region runs from base 54 to 1214 and encodes 386 amino acids.